CUGGCCGCCGCAUUGCGCAUUUGCAUAUAUAUCAGAAAACGCUAUCUCUGCAAACAAAGGAGAGCUAAAAAAACGACGAUUAAUUAGUUAUGGUUACCUCCGGCUUCCGCUGGAUUCUCCCUGUUUGUUUUGUCGUUUUACUGCUCUGCUCCGCCACCUGCGGCGGACACGGCGACCUCGACGCGCUGUUGAAGCUCAAGGCCGCCAUGAUCGGCCCCAAACGUUAUGGGCUCGAGGACUGGAACCCUUUCUCAUCUCACUGCUCCUUUUCUGGCGUUCUCUGCGACCGCGACUCCAGAGUCGUUUCUCUCAACGUCUCGAAUCUUCCCCUCUACGGCACGAUAGCGGCCGAGAUUGGGCUGCUUGACAAGCUCGUCAACCUCACAAUUGCCGGCAACAACUUCACCGGGAGGCUUCCGGCCGAGAUGGCCAACCUCAUCGAUCUCAAGCACCUGAACAUCUCCGGCAACGUGUUCCACGGCAGCUUCCCCAUCGAGAUCGUGGUGGGGAUGACGGAGCUGGAGGUUCUCGACGCCUACAACAACAACUUCACCGGGACACUUCCCGUCGAGCUCGUCAGUCUCAAAAACCUGAAGCACCUCCAGCUUGGCGGGAACUUCAUUACCGGCGAAAUUCCAGAGAAUUACUCGGAGAUACAGAGCUUGGAGUAUUUGGGUGUCAACGGUAAUUUGCUCAGCGGAAGGGUCCCCGCGAGCUUGAGUCGGUUGAAGAAUCUCAGGGAACUGUACGUAGGGUACUAUAACAGUUACGACGGUGGAAUUCCGCCGGAGCUGGGAUCGCUGAGCUCGCUGCAAAUCCUCGACAUGGGCAGCUGCAACCUCGUGGGCCCCAUCCCCACCACUCUCAGCCUUUUGAAACACUUGCACACUCUAUUUUUACAGGUGAACCGCCUCAGCGGUAGCAUUCCGCCGGAGCUCUCGGCGUUGAACAGGCUCAUGUCUCUUGAUCUCUCCAUCAACGAGCUCUCCGGAGAGAUACCGGAGAGCUUCUCGGAGCUCAAGAACAUCACGCUCAUCAAUCUGUACAGGAAUAAUCUCUACGGUCCGAUUCCAAAGUUUAUCGGCGAUUUUCCUCAUCUAGAGGUGCUUCAAAUAUGGGAGAACAACUUCACAUUCGAGCUGCCGGAGAAUCUUGGGCGGAACGGCAGGCUUAAGGAGCUUGACGUCACCGGAAACCACCUUACCGGACUGAUUCCACGGGAUUUGUGUACAGGAGGGAAUUUGAAGACGGCUAUUUUGAUGGAUAAUCACUUCUUCGGGCCGAUUCCCGAGGAACUCGGGCGGUGCAAUUCGCUGACGAAAAUCCGAAUGAUGAAGAACGCUCUCAGCGGAACAAUUCCAGCUGGAAUUUUCAGUCUGCCCAAUUUGAUCAUGAUCGAGCUAAACGACAAUUUCUUGUCCGGCGAACUUCCAGAGCAAAUGUCUGGGGGAAAUAUUGGAAUCCUCACACUUUCCGGGAAUCAUCUUUCCGGAAAAAUUCCGCCGGCGAUUGGGAAUCUCAAGAGCCUGCAAACUCUUUACCUGGAGAUGAACGGAUUUUCCGGCGAAAUUCCGUGGGAAAUCUUUGAUUUAAAGUUGCUGUCGAAGAUCAACUUCAGCGCCAACAGCCUCAGCCGCAAAAUUCCGGAUUCGAUUUCUGGCUGUUCUUCCCUGACGUCCGCCGAUCUCAGUCAAAACAGUUUGGUUGGUGAAAUCCCGAAAGGAAUUGCGAAGCUGAAAGUCCUGAGCAUUCUCAAUUUCUCCCGAAACCAACUCACCGGCGAAAUCCCCGUCGAAAUCAGAUACAUGACGAGCCUCACGACUCUCGACCUCUCCGACAACAAUUUCGUCGGCAGGUUACCAACCGGCGGUCAGUUCCUGGUCUUCAACGACACCUCAUUUUCCGGAAACCCCCAUCUCUGCUCCCCACGCAGCGUCCAGUGCCCGUUGUUCCAUCGCCCUAAACCGUUCGCUACCUCCAAGAUCGCUCUCAUCGUCAUCGGACUCUCUACGAUUCUGUUAUUCUUGUUCAUAACGGCGUACCGGAUGAGUAGGAGUAAAAUCCAAAACUCUCGGGCGUGGCGGCUCACCGCCUUCAAGCCCCUCGGUUUCAGAGCAGAGGAUGUCCUGGAGUGCCUUAAAGAAGAGAACAUCAUCGGAAAAGGCGGCGCCGGGAUAGUCUACCGCGGGUCAAUGCCUGACGGUGUCGACGUGGCGAUCAAACGGUUAGUUGGGCGAGGAACCGGGCGAAACGAUCACGGUUUCUCGGCCGAGAUAAAGACGCUGGGAAGAAUCCGACACCGGAAUAUCGUGAGGCUGUUGGGUUACGUGUCGAACAAGGACACAAAUCUGCUGCUGUACGAUUACAUGCCGAAUGGGAGCUUGGGAGAGCUGCUGCAUGGGACGAAGGGCGGGCACUUGCAGUGGGAGAGGAGGUAUCGGAUCGCCGUGGAGGCCGCCAAGGGACUCUGUUACCUCCACCACGACUGUUCGCCGUUGAUUAUUCACAGGGAUGUUAAGUCCAAUAAUAUUUUGCUGGAUUCGGAUUUGGAGGCCCACGUUGCAGAUUUUGGGCUCGCUAAGUUCUUGCAGGGUGCUGGGGCUUCCGAGUGCAUGUCUUCCAUCGCUGGGUCGUACGGUUACAUUGCUCCCGAGUACGCUUACACACUCAAGGUUGACGAGAAAAGCGACGUGUACAGCUUCGGCGUGGUGCUGUUGGAGCUAAUAACAGGGAGGAAACCGGUGGGGGAAUUCGGAGACGGGGUGGACAUAGUAAGAUGGGUGCGGGAGACAACGUCGGAGCUCCCCCAGCCGUCGGAUACAGCGUCAGUACUGGCGGUGGUGGACUCCAGGCUCUCCGGGUACCCGCUGGCAGGCGUGGUACACCUGUUCAAGAUUGCCAUGAUGUGCGUCGAGGACGAGAGCCCCGCCAGGCCAACGAUGAGGGAAGUGGUACACAUGCUCACCAAUCCUCCGCCCGCCGCUCCAACUCCGAGCCUGCUCAACCUUUGAUUGGAUACUCUCUUCUGGAUUAAUGUUCUUGAGUAAAUAAAAGCGUAGCAUCCAGAAAAAUAAAAUAAUGAAUUGCAAGGAGUAACAAGUAGUCGAUUUUUGUUUCAUCAUUGUAAAUGUCUCGAAAAAAGUUCGACUUAUCUAUGAACAUGCUUCCAUGCAAUUUUCGCAAAA
Pyrus x bretschneideri (Chinese white pear) is the source of this 3185-nucleotide messenger RNA. Its product is annotated as receptor protein kinase CLAVATA1-like. Bases 90 to 3011 code for a protein of 973 amino acids. Gene Ontology annotation, biological process: protein phosphorylation. The record is from RefSeq and is a predicted model, not a curated record. Gene Ontology annotation, molecular function: ATP binding; protein binding; protein kinase activity. The transcript is spliced from 2 exons. NCBI's taxonomy places the organism in Eukaryota, Viridiplantae, Streptophyta, Magnoliopsida, Rosales, Rosaceae.